Molecule: messenger RNA, 245 nt
Organism: Closterium sp. NIES-67
Lineage: Eukaryota; Viridiplantae; Streptophyta; Zygnematophyceae; Desmidiales; Closteriaceae
Source: the annotation of a GenBank genome assembly
CCUUGAUGCCCCAGCGUCCACCGGACCAAGUGGAAACGACGCGUUCCUUGUCGUCGUCGACCGCCUCACGAAAGUGGCUCACUUCGCGUCAUGUCGCACGACGAUCACAGCCGAAGAAACCGCACGUCUGUUCAUCUCGGCCGUCGUUCGCCUGCAUGGUAUCCCUGUGGCGAUCAUCAGCGACAGAGACCCAAAAUUCACCUCUCGCUUUGGGGUAGUACCGUAAGUGGGGUAGUACCGUAAUC